Eremothecium gossypii ATCC 10895 is the source of this 855-nucleotide messenger RNA. RefSeq names its product Snf6p (gene SNF6). Lineage: Eukaryota; Fungi; Ascomycota; Saccharomycetes; Saccharomycetales; Saccharomycetaceae. The coding region runs from base 1 to 855 and encodes 284 amino acids. The record is from RefSeq and is marked provisional. The transcript has a single exon.
AUGGCCAAACGUGGCAGAAAGCCCUUGAAUCGAGGAUGGCGCGUGCAGCAGCAGGGCGGGCAUGGCCAUAUGCAUGGCAUGCACGGCAUGCAGCAGCAGAAGUUUGAACGGCACAGGUCACAGCGCCUGAACCCAGAGCAGAUUGGGACGUCGGUGCACGACGAGAGUGACACCAUCUCAUUCCGCAACCACCUGCUUGCAAAUUACAUCCUGACCGCGGGAUGGAUGGACGCGCUGACGACACAAGCGGUACCUGUAAGCCGCAUUGGGCGGACGCCGCUGUACAGCGAGCUGCUGCGGCUGGACGAUCUGCGGGCGCGGAAAGCGGCCGCAGCCGAUGAGGUGGCGGCGCUCGAGGCACGCUUGGACUCGUGGGCGCCGGAUAGCGCGUUCCAGGAGGCAUACACGGAGCUAGAAAAGAGUCCACUGCACCAGGAGGCCGUGGAGCGUGCGCUGGCACGCUAUGAGCACCACUUCCGGCGCACUGCGCGCAUGCAGCAGUCCGUGGUGUUUCGGAGCUGCGGUGGGCGCCCGCAGCCGGCGGCCGGCUGCGCCCCGGAUAACUACUGGUCCGAGAUCUACCCGCGUCUGCGAGAACAGCGUGCACGCCGUCUGCUCGAGGAGCGAAAGCGGCGGCGCGAGGAGGAGAAGCUGAAGGAACAGGCUGGCGCGGAGCAGAUGCAGCUGCAGCUGCCGGCUGAUGCGGCAGCGGCAGCCAGCACCGCUCAUCAGGCACAGACGGCGGAGCCGCCCAGUGCCCAGAUGCUCGAUACGAUGUUCAACGAUAUUGACCAGGAACCCUUCAAUAACGGCUUCGAUGACGCCUUUGGCGAACUCGAUAGCGCAUUCUUCUAG